GCUUCCACGUGCCGCAGGACGUGCCGCCCCACAGCUGGCUGCGCCGCGGCGUCGCGCCGCCCCUCAACCGCUACAGCAUCAAGCCCGGCCGCCACUGGGACGGCGUCGACCGCUCCAAUGGGUUUGAGCGCACCAUGUUCAAGCAGCGCAACGAGAAGGCGGCGCGAUACGCAGAGGCGCGCGCCUGGGCGCAGAGCGACAUGUGA
Monoraphidium neglectum is the source of this 206-nucleotide messenger RNA. RefSeq lists its product as hypothetical. NCBI's taxonomy places the organism in Eukaryota, Viridiplantae, Chlorophyta, Chlorophyceae, Sphaeropleales, Selenastraceae. The record is from RefSeq and is a predicted model, not a curated record. The transcript has a single exon. The annotation marks the transcript as partial.